CCCACAUUUUGUACCGUGGCAGUCAUCUGUAAUGUCUUCAUAGAAGUAACUUGGUUUACGUUUCUCAAACAGAAACUUCCGUAUUUGUCACUGACUUCCUGGCUUUUUUUUUUCUUUUUUUUUACAGCUGGUCUUUGGGACAUCCACGAUUUUGCAUUUUAAUUUUUUUAUCAUAACACGUUAGUUGCAGCAAAAAACUCGACAAAAAAAGAAAAGAUAAUCUAUCAAUUGUUGGAUGUCCAAACCUAAAGUUAAUAUUUAUUUGGGAUGGUUGGCCUUGGAAAUAGUCGUCGAGGGGGGCGUUCUCCUCCAAUCCUAAUUGGUGCUUUAAUCGCUAGUCUAGUUGUUCUGGGUUUUAACUACUGGAUUUCUAACUCUCGAAACAUUGAACUUCAGACUCGGGUAUAUGAACUGGAAUCAAAGGUGCGUCGAGCAGCAGCAGAGAGAAGUGCUGUUGAACUGAAGAAGAAUGAGUUCCACGGGCAGCUGGAGAAGCAGAAAGAGCAGAUCAAUAGAAUAGAGUCUCUGCAUGAAGAGCAGCUGGAGAAAGCUCACAAAUCCUGGAAGGAUGACAAGGCAUUACUGCAACUCAACAUCUCUUUAAGUACAGCUUCUCUUCAAAAAAUGAAAGAUGAAUAUAAUAAAAUGCUGAAGGACAAUGGGAAGUUACAGAAGGAGCUUCAGGAAUGUCAAAGAAACCAGAGCAGCCUUCAUAAAAAGUUGACAUAUGAUAUGACCCAGUGCAAUGCUCAGAUUACAGAACUGAAGGAACAAUAUGAAGAAAGGUUUUUAGCACUCUCAGAAGGGAUGCAGCAAAAGGCAGAUACUGCAGACAGUAAAACAGAAACUACAAUGGCAAAACUAUUGGUUCCUACUACAGAAAAAGGAAAAGUGGAAGUAAAUGAAAAUAAAGACCCAGUAAAAAAUGAACUGGUACUAGCAACCAGCAAUCAAGGUCCCAGCCAGUCUGCUAAUGACCAAAAAAAAGAAACAGCAACUCAAAAAGCAAAAAACACUGAACUGGAAACCAAUGAGAUUCCAAAAGACACGGGUGAAGCUCAGCCACUGGUGAUGCAUGAAAAAGCUCAAAUUGAGGAAGACCAGUCAAAGCUGAAAGGCUCUGAGACUCCAGCGGUGAAGGAUGUGGUGCUGCGAGAGGCUGAAGAAGAAAAGAAGGGAGGCGAGCUGAAGGAUGUAGUGCUGCAGGACGCUGAAGAAGAAAAGAAUGGAGACAAGCUGGAGUCGGAGGUGCCGACAAAGAGCGUGAUCAAGAAUGAGGCCCAAGACCUUGAGAAAGGCGUUGAUGUCAAUGUCUCAGAAGAGAAGGAGGAAGAAGAACUUAAUCACAAUGGAAUGGAGGUCUUUGAUGACUCACCGAACCGAGACAACCAUGAUGAAGGUAACAAAAACAACGAAGGUAACCUUAGACUUGAGCUGGAGAAGUACAGUGAAGGAGCUGAUUACAAUGGAGAUGAUGACAACGUGGGGGAAUUUGAGGCAGACAAACAGGCAGAGCUUGCAGAGAACACAGCAGACACAGAUCAGAAAAACAUGGUGGAUUUAGACCAAGGGCAGUAUGAGGAUGAAGAGAUGGAGACUGAAGGCUAUCAAAUGCAUUAAAAAUGUUUGGUUGCAGUGUCCAUGCAAAUGGUUGUGGUAGGCUUUAUACAAACAUGGAUUUGCGAGGGCUUUUUUAUAAUAACAUUUAAAGAAAGUGUAAACAAAAAAGUUGCAAAGGUUAAAACUAAAUGAAUUUUCUGAAGAACAAUGUAAAUUGGACAGGGUUAUGAAGUAAACUGGAGAUUUUGUUUAUUUGUUUUGCACUUUGUACACAGCAAUAUGUAUAUACAUUUUGAUAUGUAAGCCACACUACAAAAGUACUAUUGCCAUGAAUUGUUGGUCCCAAGGGAAGGCAUACAGUGGUGAAAUCGGAUCAAAUAAUGUUUCCCAGUUGGUUUGUUACAAAUGUCUAAUUCAGUUUCAUUGCAGAAUGUAUGUUCCACGUGCUUUAAAAAAAAAAAAAAAAAAAAACAUUUUAAA
Messenger RNA from Acipenser ruthenus (sterlet), 2040 nucleotides. Its product is annotated as Golgi membrane protein 1-like. The record is from RefSeq and is a predicted model, not a curated record. Gene Ontology annotation, cellular component: Golgi apparatus. Bases 268 to 1620 code for a protein of 450 amino acids. Lineage: Eukaryota; Metazoa; Chordata; Actinopteri; Acipenseriformes; Acipenseridae. The transcript has 10 exons.